Molecule: messenger RNA, 1514 nt
Organism: Aethina tumida (small hive beetle)
Lineage: Eukaryota; Metazoa; Arthropoda; Insecta; Coleoptera; Nitidulidae
Product: KICSTOR complex protein ITFG2
Exons: 6
Coding region: 1-1434 (477 amino acids)
Biological process (GO): regulation of TOR signaling
Cellular component (GO): KICSTOR complex
Source: RefSeq, a predicted model, not a curated record
AUGCGUGCCAUUUCUUUAGUGAAUAGACUAGAGUUUGAGUUUACGGGGAAUGUAGUUAGGAAUGCUUUGUGUCUGGGAGAUGUUGACAAUGAUGGAUGUAAUGAACUUGUUGUCGGCAGUGAAAGUGGGGAAGUCUGCAUUUUUAAGGGCAAGAAUAAAAUACAGGUCAUAUCCAAAUUGGGCUUUGUAAGUUGCCUUGCAGUCGCGGACAUCCUCAACCAAAAUAAAAACAGUUUAGUAGUAAUAACAGCAGAUGGUUGGUGUUACAUCUAUGAAGUCCCUUCUGAGGACGAUGAAUCAGCUGCUGAAGAAGUUGAUGGCCAAAUUCAGUCCACUUCAAGCACCGGAAGUGAAUCCAAGCCCAAAAAGAAGUCGGAAAUUAUAAAUAAAUCGGAGCUGGUUCGCAUUCAUGUGCAGAGAUUACCAGCAAAUGCUAAGAACAUCGUCGUGGGUGACGUGGACGGUGAUGGAUAUAACGAGAUGGUCCUGGGUCUCACCGACCGUGUGGUGCGGUCUUACAAGUGGAUACCCAACACCAAGCUGGCCAACCUCAACGACUCAACCUUCCCCUCGGAACUAAUAGAUAAACUGCUGGGCAAAUUCGUCGCCAUAAACAAGUGGGAAUGUGCCAACCAAAUCGGCUCCAUAACGCUGCACCAUUCGUGGGACGGACGUCCGUCGUUGUUGAUAGCCCAACCAGGUGGUACUUUUAUGCGUAUCAGGUGCUAUGCCGAAGAGACGACGGAAACGGUGAACACCGCUGACUUGAGCAACUCCAACGGGUCGCAGGGGGAGACUAGUAUACCAGACUCGGUGGAUUAUCAAUUUUUGGGGCUGUCGCGAAUGAGGAACCAAAAUAUAUCCACUGAGAUCCUCGGGGACUUCAAGAACAUGCAACUCGACUUAGAAAACAGUACCAGGGAAGGUAUUGGGAAGGGCAGACCCUAUGCUGUUGCCACGUUGGACGGUACUAUAAUGCUAGUCCAAGAUGAAGUCAUAUUAUGGGCUAUAGCGGUGGAUCAUCAAAUUUUUGCGUUAACAAAGCUAGACAUCACAGGCAAUGGUUCUGAUGAUAUAGUGGCAUGCUCCUGGGAUGGACAAACUUACAUCUUGGAUCAGGACAAGAAUUCCAUUAGAUUUCCUUUGGAUGAGCCAGUGCAAGCUUUUGAAAGUGGCUAUUACAACUUAGACGUCAACUCAAAGCCAGUAACUUGCUUUGUAUACGUCACAUUUAAGAAUACUAUAAUCUUAUAUUACGACAUACCCAUUAAAGAAUUAACUAUAAGAAAGUUUGAGCCGGAUAUUGAGCUACUUAGUCAACUGUUCAUUAAAGAAAAAGGGUCUAAAGAUGCAGCUGUAGACUAUGUCAAGAAUAUGGAUAAGAAAAAAAAACGAGAACUUGUGGAAUCUUUGUUAUAUAAUGUCAAGUCUUAAAAGAAAUUUUAAUGUGUACACUAAAUUUAUAUUUAUACUUGAAUAUGUAUACAAAAGUAAAUAAAUUGUUUUACAUUAAA